Messenger RNA from Orussus abietinus, 4118 nucleotides. RefSeq names its product casein kinase I. Gene Ontology annotation, molecular function: ATP binding; protein serine/threonine kinase activity. The transcript is spliced from 5 exons. Gene Ontology annotation, cellular component: nucleus; cytoplasm. The coding region runs from base 285 to 1358 and encodes 357 amino acids. Gene Ontology annotation, biological process: peptidyl-serine phosphorylation; signal transduction; negative regulation of canonical Wnt signaling pathway. The record is from RefSeq and is a predicted model, not a curated record. NCBI's taxonomy places the organism in Eukaryota, Metazoa, Arthropoda, Insecta, Hymenoptera, Orussidae.
UUCCGCGACGUCAGUCGCUCGUGCCUUGAGCGAAGGGGAAAAUGUCGGUGCGCUGGGGUCCGUCGUGCCACUAGUGAGUUUCACCUCGGCUCUCCGUUUGUCCCCAGCAGAUUUUCCUCCGCAUCAGGGCUAGGCGACCCUCCCGUAGAUUUUAAGCGAAAUUCCCGUAAGGAGGAGUGCUCGGGUGACGUUCGCGCUCAGGAGAUUCGCGGAUCCCUUCGGUGCGUGCCUCAAGAGCCAGGCAGUGUUUUGUGCGUUCAUCGUACGUCCAUUAAACCACAAACAUGUCAGUUACGAUCGGUUUGAUGGGAAAGACGGAGUUCGUCGUCGGGGGCAAAUACAGGCUCAUGAGAAAGAUCGGAUCCGGAUCGUUCGGCGACAUUUACCUCGGCAUCAACGUGUCUAACGGCGAGGAAGUUGCAAUUAAGUUGGAAAACACGCGGGCUCGUCAUCCACAACUCCUGUACGAGUCCAAACUAUACAAGAUAUUACACGGCGGUGUUGGCAUCCCUCACAUACGCUGGUAUGGGCAGGAAAGGGAAUACAAUGUUCUGGUGAUGGAUCUUCUGGGUCCUUCCCUCGAGGAUCUUUUUACAUUUUGCUCGCGGAGGUUUACUAUCAAGACGGUUUUAAUGCUGGCCGAUCAAAUGAUCGGUAGAAUCGAAUACGUGCAUUGCAAGCAUUUCAUUCACAGAGAUAUCAAACCUGAUAACUUUUUGAUGGGCAUCGGUCGUCACUGUAAUAAGCUGUUUCUAAUUGAUUUUGGCCUGGCCAAAAAAUACAGAGACAGCCGUACGCGAAUGCACAUAAUGUACCGGGAAGAUAAAAACUUAACAGGCACUGCGAGGUAUGCCUCCAUCAAUGCACAUUUAGGUAUCGAACAGAGCCGUCGAGAUGACAUGGAGUCCCUCGGCUAUGUGCUCAUGUACUUCAAUAGAGGAUCCUUGCCUUGGCAAGGUCUUAAAGCAGCUACCAAAAAGCAAAAGUAUGAAAAGAUCAGCGAAAAGAAAAUGUCCACGCCAGUCGAAGUUUUAUGCAAGGGCUUCCCUGCCGAGUUUGCGAUGUACCUAAACUACACGAGGGAUCUGCGUUUCGAGGAAAGUCCAGAUUACAUGUAUCUACGGCAACUGUUCCGUAUUCUGUUCCGUACGUUAAACCAUCAAUACGAUUACACAUUCGACUGGACGAUGUUGAAACAAAAGACGGCAAGUGGUACCGUAAGCGGCGGCGCGGCCGCAGGAGGUCCAGGUCAGGCGGGCCAAGUGAUUCAAGCUCAAGGACAAAGUCAGCCAUCCGCUCAGGUCAACGCUCAAUCAGGUGCAUCCAAAGUUACCGAUCCCGAUCGGCCCGUAACUUAAACUCUAAACGCGUCUCUCUAAAUAUCUUACUUCAGUUUAAAUGUUUUUCGCAGCAUUAAUAGUCCAGUAGUUUGCAGUUUACUUCGUCUCUGAAUGAGCCAAUGUAAACGGUAUCAUUUUUAAAGAGAAGGAAAUUGAGGCCUCUAUUCGUCACCGAACUUUCUCAUGUAAUUCACUGUUCGUCUCACUCAUCAAGCACUUAUCGUCCAUCCGCUUUAUACUAUCGCGAAUCAUGUGCUCGAUGUUUAGGUUAAAAUAAUGGUAUCAGUGGCUCGAUUACGGAUCCGUGAUCUUAAGUAUCUUAAAACACGGAUAUUCUUAGAUUGCUCGCAAUGUAAAAACGCGUAAAUUAUUAGGUCCAUGGGAACGUCCGUAGAACAUUUUUUUUACUUCUUGGUGAGUCCAAUCUCGUAAGCGUGUCAAGGUUCCUAUAUAUUUUUUAAAUCAAGUAUCCAAAAUAAUUAUUUCAGAACAAGUCUUGUCCUUUUUGUUUUUUUUUUUUUCCAUUUCCGUAAAGUUACUUUAUAUGAAACCAAGGAUUAAACCGAGUCCUGCUGAUUGUUCAAGUAUACGAUACUUUCACUACUUUUUAGAAUUUGAUUUGUGUAAGAGUUCCAUGAGCUUUCUAUAUUUUUUAACUGUUAAUUCUUGUUAAUUCUCGACGUACGAUAUUGAGCGAUCUAAUGACCAGGUCUCCUUCAGAUAUGAAAUACGUUUUUUGGUUUUGAGAUGGCCAUACGAUGCGAGAAAAAUAUUUACUUUCCGGGUUCUUUUAAAAAGUUUAUCGAGGUGAUUGUCAUUCUUUAUACAAGGAACUCUAUUUUUAUCACGUAUAAAAGUUGUAGAACACAUUAACGCUAGCUCAACGAUCUGUAACGAAAUAACUUUUCGAUCAAUCGCUCACGAGAUAAUGCUACUCAAACUAGAGUCAUUUACAGUGAGGGUUUGGAUUGUUCUUUUCCACGACAUAGUGCAGCACGUGUUACUUUUGUAUAUUCAGUUGUGAAACUGAACACAUGGUUCAUCGAAGGAAUGUUCAAUUACAGGUUAUUGCAGGUGUUUCAAUUUCUUUUACAAGUAUAAAUAAUGUUUAUACAGUGUGAUUUCAUCGUGUAAUUCUGUCAAAACAAUGUUAUGGAAAAAUAACGCGUAAAACGUUUUUUUUUCUCACAAUUGGCCACUUACAUAAUAAAAUCAGAUUAUAUAUUGGAAAAAUUGCAAAGAUGUUAACUUACAAAAAGCUGAUCGAAGGGAUUAAUUGUUAGAUCACCCUCUAUACUUGUACAUAGUUAACGAUCUAGAGUACGUUUUAUUUACUCCAUAAGUAGAAAUUAUAUGAUGACGCUGUGGACGUGUAAUCAGUUAAAUAUUUGAAACUCGUUUUGCUUGUUCUUCCAGCAGAAACUAUGAUGACAGUAGCUGAUAUCUCGCAAAUUAGAGUCCAGUUAAUAAUGCACUUUUAAAAUUAGUUAGAAUUUAAGACCCUAGUAGCCCGAGCCGGUCAUUUUUAAAUGAUGACUUCAGAAGCGAAGAAAUCGCAUGAAAUUUCCAACCGGUAUUUUUAGAAAAACGUGACACUUUACUAAGAACUAGUACUGAAAGAAAUUAGAUAAUUACGAUAUGCAUCAUUGGGUCAAUUUUUCACGAAACGUGCACUAGAAAAUGAGAUAUCAUUUUUUGAAAAUCGACCCGUCAAGACCGUUCACUUAUUUAAGUAUUACAUCCAUAAAUACAGAAAAGGAAAUAUAAAUCCAUACUUUAUUAAACAAACGUUCUUAAUUGAGGUGUUUUUAAAUAAUUUAGAUAUUUAAAAAAUAAUACAUUUAUAAUUACUAACUUGACUUUAGUUUGUCAAAGCCCAAUUUGAUACAAGACCGAUGUUGCUAGUGCAACAUAAUCCAUAGCUGCCACUGUGGAGUUAUUGCGAUAUCAAUCUAUAUCAAUCGCUAAGAUCCUGAUUUCUCUCGUAGUCCAAAAUCUCACUUGAAAAUCGACCGAGAGAAAAGGAUAGAUUGAAAUUGAGUACCCAAGCCAAUACACAUACCUUGAUUUUCUCGUUCGAGGGCCGUUUAACAAAGGGGCUCAGACAUUCAACUUUCGAGUUUGAAUAAAAUUUACUAAACUUAUAAUGUGUAAUGCAAACUAGUAAAUGUUUAUACACAAAAUAAUAAGCACCCCCUGUUACGCAGUUCCGAAAAAUUAGUCAUUAAAAAUUUAGCUGGACUGUAAAAUUAUCAAAAAUUCGAUUUACUGUGAAUGACAUUUUUUUUUGUGCAACUUUGUUGACCUCAAGAUGAUGCGAAAGGCGCUGAGAAAUUUAUACGAGGUCAAUGAAUAAAAAUUCAUUUAUACCCUCUUUGGUGGUAACGUCAGUUUGAAUACUCAAGUGGUAACAUAAGCUGACGCGUCCAGUUACCGACAUUUAUACUUAUGUUGAAGUCUUUUACAGUCUACGUUGAGAAUUAUACAAACUGAAGCGUUUCAUACGUUAUUUUCGUAAAGUAAUAAUGAAGGGAUCGAUGUAAAACUGUCGAAAUCCUGUGAAUUCAUUAUUCUAACGUGUGUGUAGGACCAACGUCGCCAUCUGUGACGUUUAGCUGCAACUUAAUUUUUGCUCCAAAAAUAUGCGUUAUCCACGGGGCAAGCUAGCAUUCUCUUGUAAUUGUUGGUGAAAGUAUUUUCCAUAUUUUCCCAUCUGAUACCCAUUCUCUGUAAUAUUCCAUUUCUGUGGUAUUCUAAAUUGUUGUAGCUAGGUUCUGA